AUGGCGGGGCUGCCUAGCUUCCUUAAUCCGAAUCAGAUCUUGGAACCUCUAUCUCAGUCCAUUGAAAGGGAGCUGCGCAUGCAGCUUCCGCGGCUGCAGGUAAAGGAGACCAAGACUGCCUGCUCACCAAUCCUGGAAAUAGAGCCCAGUACAGAAAAGGAAGCCAUUCAACGUCCCGAGGAGGUGGAGGCUUCACAGCGCGAAAAAUCACCGGAUCAGGUGGAUAUAGCGGAGCUCCCAGAGAUGGUCUAUGAGCUCGAUAGUGGCUCCCCGAAAUCCCGAAGAAAGCCUACGAUCUCAGAUUACCUGCCUACGCCUACCUUACAAAUGCCUGGGAAUCUGCCUGACAAGGUUGUCGUUACAUUUUUACGCCAAUUCUAUCGUGUUUUCAAAGAUCAUGAAUUAGAACUUAUCAAAGGCGCUGUCUUCACAAUGUCCCCUCCUGCAUGGGAGCUGCGCGAAAUGAGCCCGCCCUGGAGCACUGAAUGGCAGAUUCUGGUGGACCCCGACACCCCAGUUCCAGAAUACACCCCAUCUCUGUACCUUCAACGCUAUGCUCAAGAUAUCUAUACGCUUGCUCAGCUCAAAUUACUCAUUUUAACUCGAUGCGAGACGUUUCUGCGUCAGGAUACGAUCCGCGGUCUGACAGGCAAGGACGAUGCCUGCGCCAAAGAGGUUGAUGAUGCCCUUUGGAGAAUCUGGACGUUUUGUCGUAUUUUUGGCAGUGGGAAGAGUCGUGAGGGAGAUAUUGUUGGUCAGGUGGACUGGCUGAAUGGGGGUGCUAUGGCUAUGAGUGACCUCAAACAUGGAGCUACGGCGUCGGUUACCGAACCAUUUGGCAUACAUGACAUCCUGUUUGAACCCCCGACAGGGUUUGGGCAUGGUAACAAAGGCGGAUUAUCCAACGAUCAACUGUACUAUAUGACCGAGAUGUGGACCUGCUUGGGCGUGCUGCUUCAGCCAAUCCAUGGCAGAUGCAAAGAAGCACGUGAAGCAGGCAUAUUUGCAGGUCAUCAAGUAACGGAACACGACCAUGCUAGGGCAGCAGCUGUGUUAGAGGAAUGGACAUACUAUGUUCUCACACUUGGUCCUUCGGCAGUUUUGAACAUGGCCUCGAUCGGCCCCGGAGGCUGCGCGGCGACAUUGAAAAGAGCCCAGUCUAUCGGUUUGACCAAGUGGGAAUGUUCCGAGUCUGGAGUUAGCCGCUCGUCCUUUCUCAAGGAAGCGGUUUCGAAAGCUUAUAGGUCGCGGUGUGACAGCCUGUGCCAAUGGUCUCCACGAACAUCGGAAGGCGGUUCCCCUUCUGCUAGCGAUACCAGCUCUCCGUCAAGUGCCAAUUCAAGAGCGGCCCAGCUUCAACUAGAGAAUGAACGUCGGAGGCAGGCAGCCUACGCUGACCAGCUACGAAACCAACGGAAACGGCCAGCGAACGAAGGCCCCCACUCGUUUUCAGACGAACGCCCCAUCUCCAAAUACUCAUUCAUCAUGAGCCGCCUUGAAGGUGUCCCAUACGAGCAACGUCCGCCAAUGCCUGCACCACCCACGAUGGCAUCUUACGCUGCUUAUUGUGGUCCGCCGACCAGUCAAUAUCCAGUCAAGUCCCAACCGCCGUUUGCCACGUACCAACAACCGCAGGUCCGCGAUCCUGUGGAUCAGGCUAUAGAUAUGAUGGUCCGGGAGCUAGGUUUUCAAGAACAAGACGCCAAAUGGGCGCUGAAAGUCACAGAUAGCGGGGAAGGGAUCAACGUGAAUGCUGCAGUAUCUCUACUUAUCCGGGAGCACCAGAAUUACCAACGCAACAACAAUGUCGUUCCUAUGCGAACAUAUCGGAGCAACAGCCUCUUAUCCUCGGUCAUCGCUAGCCCGGAAUCCAUGAAUUCUGUCUGGAGAUGGGCCUGA
Aspergillus oryzae RIB40 is the source of this 1899-nucleotide messenger RNA. RefSeq lists its product as uncharacterized. The record is from RefSeq and is a predicted model, not a curated record. The transcript has 4 exons. NCBI's taxonomy places the organism in Eukaryota, Fungi, Ascomycota, Eurotiomycetes, Eurotiales, Aspergillaceae. The coding region runs from base 1 to 1899 and encodes 632 amino acids.